AAUACAGACCGAAACGGAGUGGGGUUUGGGCUCUCCCCUUCGCACGUAAUGGGAGGAGUCCGGCCGGACCCAGUUCUUUCCUUUCGCUGCGGCGGCCGCGGCCAUGAGUAUGCUCAGGCUUCAGAAGAGGCUGGCCUCCAGCGUCCUCCGCUGUGGCAAAAAGAAGGUCUGGUUGGACCCUAAUGAGACCAAUGAAAUUGCCAACGCCAAUUCCCGUCAGCAAAUUCGGAAACUGAUCAAAGAUGGCCUGAUCAUUCGCAAGCCUGUGACGGUCCAUUCUCGGGCUCGAUGCCGGAAGAACACCUUGGCUCGCCGGAAGGGCAGGCACAUGGGCAUCGGUAAGCGAAAGGGUACGGCCAACGCCCGGAUGCCAGAGAAGGUGACCUGGAUGCGGAGGAUGCGCAUCCUGCGCAGGCUGCUCCGGAGAUAUCGGGAAUCUAAGAAGAUUGACCGCCACAUGUACCACAGCCUGUACCUGAAGGUGAAGGGGAACGUGUUCAAGAACAAGCGGAUCCUCAUGGAGCACAUCCACAAGCUGAAGGCGGACAAGGCCCGCAAGAAGCUGCUGGCUGACCAGGCCGAGGCUCGCAGGUCAAAGACCAAGGAAGCGCGCAAGCGCCGCGAGGAGCGCCUGCAGGCCAAGAAGGAGGAAAUCAUCAAGACCCUGUCCAAGGAGGAGGAGACAAAGAAGUAGCACCCUGUGUGUACAGAGCAGACCGGUCCCGAAUAAAACUGUUGUCCAUUCC
Messenger RNA from Chinchilla lanigera (long-tailed chinchilla), 746 nucleotides. It is a transcript of the gene Rpl19, whose product is annotated as ribosomal protein L19. Gene Ontology annotation, biological process: translation. The transcript has 6 exons. Bases 104 to 694 code for a protein of 196 amino acids. The record is from RefSeq and is a predicted model, not a curated record. Gene Ontology annotation, cellular component: ribosome; cytosolic large ribosomal subunit. Gene Ontology annotation, molecular function: RNA binding; structural constituent of ribosome. Lineage: Eukaryota; Metazoa; Chordata; Mammalia; Rodentia; Chinchillidae.